Molecule: messenger RNA, 2971 nt
Organism: Oryza brachyantha (malo sina)
Lineage: Eukaryota; Viridiplantae; Streptophyta; Magnoliopsida; Poales; Poaceae
Product: transcription initiation factor TFIID subunit 1
Exons: 4
Coding region: 161-2815 (884 amino acids)
Biological process (GO): RNA processing; mRNA 5'-splice site recognition
Molecular function (GO): RNA binding
Source: RefSeq, a predicted model, not a curated record
GUAGCGAGGAAUAUUCCACGGAACUCAUUUGCCCGCAGCGUCCCGUUUCUGCCAUCGAAUCGAAGAAACCCUAACUCCAUCGAUCCCCCGGCCCCGGAUAGUCCGCCGCCUUGCGGAAUCGAAUCGGAGGAGAAGGAAGGCGCAGCCGCUUCACCCAUCCAUGGAUCUGGAGAUCGUGGGCCGGCACGCGUUGCUGUUCGACGACGACCCGACGGCGGAGGUCGUCAACUCCGGCGGAUCCCUCGUCCCAUGGGCCGCCGUCGGCGCGGACGACCUCCUCCUAGACCGCCACGACGUUCGCCACCUGCUCGACCGUGUCCCUCCUCGCCCCCGCCGCUCCUACUCCGCGGCCCUCCUCUCCGCCCCCUCCCCGGACGGCGUUUCCGAGGCGGAACUCGACCGCGAGCGCUUCCUCGACCUCCCCGCCAACGAUUUCGGCGGGGAAGGCUCUCAAGAUGCGGUCUCUUCAGGAAAUGGAACAGAUACAGGGCAGGCUGAUUAUAAUGCUGUCCCUUUCUUAUAUUGGAGUACUGUUGGUUCAGAUGAUCCAAAUAAUUUAAGCUCAUAUUAUCGCCCAUCUUUUCCUGUGCCUGACAAAGUGUUGAAUAAGCUGCCUCCUUCUGAGAAGGUUCAUCAAAUAAUUGCAAGAACUGCUUUAUUUGUCAGUGAGCAUGGGGGGCAGUCAGAGAUUGUGUUAAGGGUGAAACAGGGAAGUAAUCCAACAUUUGGUUUCUUGAUGCCUGACCAUCAUCUCCACAGCUACUUUCGGUACCUUGUCGAUCAUCCUCAGGUGUUGAAAGAUGGUGUAGAUGCUGAUUCCAACAAAGGCUGCAAAACUGCCAAUAGUGAGAGUGAGCUUGCUGUGUCCUCAGGUGGGGCCUUAUCAUUGCUUGGGGCUGUCUAUGAGUCUGGAGAUGAGGAUGAAGGCAUGCUUCCACCUAGUCAAAAAGUCACGGCUCCUGGAAAAGACAUGGUUGCACAUGAGCAAGGCCAUGAAAACUCUGCAUCUGGUAUAUGUCGCAAUGAAGAAGCAGAGGAUAUUCAGAAAGCAAUGGCAGCAGCUGCUGUUGCAGUUAAAGAUAAAUCUAUUUUGACCAAGAAGAACCCAAUGAUUACUGACAGCAGCAUUGUUGCUGCUCGUCAAGAGAAGGUCAAAGAUGCGAUGAUGGCAUCAAGUAAGUCAGAUGUUUCUGACAAAACAGAUGUUGUUCUGGAACCACCAUCCUUCUUGAAGCGUACAAUGGAGAAAAUAGUUGAAUUUAUUCUCAGAAAUGGGAAAGAAUUUGAAGGAAAACUCAUUGAACAAGACAGAACAACAGGAAGGUUUCCGUUUCUUCUGCCAUCCAAUCCAUAUCACUCAUAUUAUCUGAAGCUUCUCGAGGAAACUCAAGAGUCCAAGUCUUCUGGUAAUUCUUCAGAGCUCAAAGACAGAAGAGGCUCUUCAGAGCGCAAAGAGCAUAGAGACAGAAGAAGCUCUUCAGAGCACAAGGAAAGAAGAAGCUCUUCGGAGCGCAAAGUCAGUAGUCAUGGUAGGGAAGAAACUAAAAGCAAGAUGCGGUUAAGUACUAGCAAGGAUGCCAGUUCUUCUGAUAGAAGCUCUGCUGAACCAUCGGAGAAGCAGCUUUAUGACAAACAGAAACAAGGGAAGGGAAAGUUCCAUAUGAUCAUUAGUGGGGCUAAGAAGGAACCUCCUCGGAAUGUCACUGCAGAUGAAGCUGCUGCUAUUGUUAUGGCAGCUACUCGUGGACUUGUUCCUGCCAAUACUAGAACAAACACACCCAAGGACAUGGGUGGCAUUGGUCAGACCCGUGGAGAUAAUGGCCAGACUUCAAGCUUUGGAAGUUUCUCCUCUUUUCAGGACCCAGAUGUACUGUAUAAACCUGUUUCAAAUAGCGAGGCAGGUACUUCACUCACAAGUAGUGGUCAGCUAAAAACUGAAGGCAUUGGAAUUAUUGAUGACGAUUGGAUUGCAAACACUAUCGCAAAAGCUGCUGCUGUUGCAGCCUCUAAAGAGGCUGACUCCUCUGAAGCUUCAAUGACAAAAGAGCAGAAGUUAAAGGCCGAGAGGCUUAGACGUGCAAAGAUGUUUGCCUCUAUUAUUAAGAGUGGUGGUAGCAAGAUGGCUGAUCUGUCAACAUCAGUUGAUGCCACUAAUGAAACUGAAAAGACCUCUACUGGUGAUUUGAACUUAUCUGGGUCUGAUCCACAAACUUCAGCUAAGGAACGCGAAGGUAGCUCUGUGCCAUUUGAGCGUGAAGGUUCUACUAUGGCCAAGCAGGAGAAAUAUUCUGAUGAUGAACAGAGCGGGGCAAGGAAGUAUAGGAAAAAACAUACCCUAGAAACCGAUGAAGAGAGUUAUGAUUCAGAGGAAAGCUAUAAAUACUCCAGGAAGAGGCAUCAUUCAGAGCAUUCUAGAGCCCAUACCAGUGACGCUUACAAACAUAAGCACAAGAAGCACUCCAAGAAGGAUCUGGAACCCAGGAAUCAUAGGCACCACCACAGCUCUUCGGAAGAUGAGCAUGAGCACAGGAGUUCCAAGUCGAGGCAUCGGCACAGGAAUGACUAUCACGGGGAUGAUGAUCAUAGGAGUUCACAUAGACACCAGAGGGAUCAUCGUUCCAGUUCAAAAAGGAAAAAGGACGAUGACCGAGAUAAGAACAAUCAAACUCGCCUAGAACUCUCCCAGAACACAUCAGGUCAUAAUUUUGAGUCAGAGAAGGCCCUUGGUGAUGCAGCUCAAUCUUCCCAGGUAACAACUGAAGUCCCAAGUGAGUUGAGAGCAAAAAUCAGAGCAAUGCUGCUAGAAACACUGUAAUACCCUGUGGGAUCAUAUGUGCUGUACAAUGUGAUUGAUCAGCAGCGUACUUCUAAUCAAGGUUUUGCCUACUUGCCCAGUCAAUUGAAGUGGCGUUUCUAUUUUAUUUUGCUUCAUAAACUAUGAAGGUUGCCAGAACCCAAAAGGAAACCUGUU